Molecule: messenger RNA, 2471 nt
Organism: Cajanus cajan (pigeon pea)
Lineage: Eukaryota; Viridiplantae; Streptophyta; Magnoliopsida; Fabales; Fabaceae
Source: RefSeq, a predicted model, not a curated record
UUGAAUAUUGUAAAGUUCUUCUCUGUUGAGCAAAAUAGACAUUGAAUCUUGAAAAAUUUUGAGCUUAAGAAGUUUCUUGUUCUUACGGCCUUUGAUUAGUGACACCGGUUGAUGCUGUACUGUUUGUCUAUAUGGGGGAUAGAAGAAAACGAAUGAAACUUGAAGAUGAAAUCGACAGAAGAAGGAGUAGAAGAAUUGUUGCUUUGGAAGAGAAGAAGCAGCAGGAAAGAGAGAGGAAUAACAACUCAAUCAACCAUGACAUCAGAAACAAAGGAAAAGGCAAGGCAACAAUGGAGGUAUGUGAUGACUUGAUUGAUUCUAAUGAAGAUGAGGAUGGUCCAACCAAGAAGGGAGGCAAGAACAAAGAACUUUAUCAACUCAUAUCUUCAAUCAAGUCAAUACAGGAACUAGGAAGACAAUCUCGGAAUGCAAGUGCUUCAGGAACAAAUGUCUCAUCUCUGAAUGGUAUGCCAUUAAAGAACAUCGUUGAAAUUAUCAUUGAUUUUCUACAAAGGAAAGACCCCGAUGAACUAUUUGCUGAACCAAUUAAUCCUGAUGUGGUGGAGCAUUACUAUGAAAUUGUGAAGCAGCCAAUGGAUUUCGGUACCAUGAGGGCCAAAAUUUUUGAGGGCAUGUAUACAAACAUUGAACUGUUCAAGCGUGAUGUCUUUCUGAUAUGCUCCAAUGCAAUGAAUGCUACUCCAGAAAACUCAAAAUAUCACCAAGUGGCUGAAGAUAUAAGUAAGUAUGCUAAGUGGAUUUUUGAGGCUCUAAGUGCUGACCCUGAACAUUUUGAAUUGGAAUUUUCCCUCAACAAGAAAAGCUCUUGUAGAAAGCCACAAAGUGAAAGGAGAACCUCACGGAAGGUUUCUUCUAAACCUGCUGGGAGAACAAAUUCUAGUUCUGUUACUGUACCUGAAACAGAAAAGAGGGACAUGCAUUUGCCUCCAAGUAAGCCAAUGUUUUCCGAAGUCCUAUAUGCUAACAAGCCUAUCAUUCAAUUGAACACAAAUCCAAUCAAGUACAAAGAAAGUCUACUGCGGUUUGUGGAGGAUUUGGGACCAAUAGCUCAAAGGGUUGCAGCCAAAAAACUAGAAGCACUCAAGGAUCAGCAACUUUGCAAUGAUGAAAAUGUUUCAGGCACUCAGAUUAUUCAUCAGCCAACUCCACAAACACCAACACAAGAAGACACUUUCAAUGCUCAGACACUUGCUCUUGCCCUUCCCUUUCUCAAUAGGCCACUCACUAUUCCUGGUUCUGCAGCUCAGGAAAACAGAAAUUUCUACACCACUAAUGCUGGCAGUGUUAACAGCUGGAAUGCUUGUUCGGCUGCGCUUUUGAGCAGCUUGCUUUUAAAAAAUGACAAAGGAGGAAGUCCUAGUGGAAUUGAGAGCUCUAAUACAAGAGGAACCAUGAACUUUGGGGACCUCUCAAAGGACAAAAUGGUUUCCCCACUUGAGAAUGUGUCUUCGCUUCUUGGACCUGUUAAGGAGGUUUCUAACCAGCUAGAGUCAGGAGUUAACAAAACCAGCAACACAAGACAGUGGAAUACCUCUUCUGAUACACCAAACAUGUUAAACACUGGAAGCUCUAGCAAUGAGUUUGCCCGUGUCUAUCCAACACGUGUGAUUUCAAGACCAGAGCCACACAUUAACCUCCAAGAACCAUCUUUUGUGUCUCACUCAAGGCCAGAAAAUUCAAAGUCUUGCAUGCCAAGCAACAACCUCACCGAGCUAUCUCUUAUGCCUCAGCUAAGGCCAAAAGACACUAUUAACCUCGCAGAGUUGUCUCUUGUAUCUCAGCCAAGGCCAAAAUACUCCAUGUAUGGCAUGCCUAGCAAUAACCUCACUGAGCUACCUCUUAUGCAUCAGUCAUGGCAAGCAAACUCCACAUCUAGCCUGAAUCCCUCAAGGGUAUCUUUUUUGUCUCGAACAGUGCAAGAAGACUUAAUUCCUAGCACCUCACAUCAGCAAAAGGACUUCCAAACAAUGCAGGAUUCACCAUAUUUCAACAAUACACUCAACCAAGCUGUACCAAACACUCCACCAACAACUCAUGGUUUUCCUGACAUGCAAAUGCAGGUAAUUAGUCCACAUGAACCAAAGUCAACAUCAUCUGAAGAAAAAGCUCCUCUACAACUUCUAAGGGAUAAUGAUAAGCAGCCAAACUUGGCCCUUCGGCUCUAAGUAUGGCAGACUACAAAGGAUUCGAUUCAUAAUACUGGUUUGUUAUAAUACUGCAUGUGUCAGAUCUUUGGUGCUCUUAUGAUAUUGGUUUGUUAAGGUUUAUGGCAGACUUAAAUCCUUUGUGACUUUUGUUAAAUAGAUACUAUCUUCUGAACCUUUGAGUAGGUUAAUUUGCUUGCCUAGUUAAGAUGUUUUGAAUGGGAAACUAUUCCUGUUUGCUUGGCCAGCAACAAGUAAAGUUUGCAGCUUUAAAUUUGCUCAGCCUAACUGGUUAAAGGAACAACG